CUUCAUUUGCAUCUUCAACAUCAACAAACAUAUAUUCUCCAAUUGCAUCUGCUACUGGUACAACAAUGCAAACAUCCUUAAGUAAUAAUGCAUAUGCGUCUUCAAUUAAUUCUACAUCAAAUGUUAAUACUGAAGUUCAAGUUUCCGCACCAAGUACAACAAAAAGGCGUUUUUUUGCAAAGAGGAAUACUGCUCAUCAACAGAAUGCACAUUCUUUUAUUACUCAUCCAUCAAAUGGCUUACAAGGAUCAUCUGAUACUCACGAAAAUAAAAUAUCUUCACAAAUAACAACGUCCACGGUACCGACAAAUAUUUCUAAUAAUUCUAAUACACCUAAUAAUAAUGGAAUAAUGCAUAGUUCUAAUAAUCAUGCCAAUGGAAUCCUUUCUAAUGGAGUUAUUGAUAUUGACUUUAUAAAUUUUAAUGAUUCCAAUGAAU
This is a messenger RNA of Scutellospora calospora, 438 nucleotides long. NCBI's taxonomy places the organism in Eukaryota, Fungi, Glomeromycota, Glomeromycetes, Diversisporales, Gigasporaceae. The record is from the annotation of a GenBank genome assembly.